Messenger RNA from Penicillium vulpinum, 1485 nucleotides. RefSeq lists its product as uncharacterized. Bases 1 to 1485 code for a protein of 494 amino acids. NCBI's taxonomy places the organism in Eukaryota, Fungi, Ascomycota, Eurotiomycetes, Eurotiales, Aspergillaceae. The record is from RefSeq and is a predicted model, not a curated record. Gene Ontology annotation, molecular function: protein binding; histone methyltransferase activity; zinc ion binding. Gene Ontology annotation, cellular component: nucleus. The transcript is spliced from 3 exons.
AUGGCGGGACGCGUCCCCCCUGGCUCGGGGGCUAACCAAAACCGAGUGUUCAUUGAUUUGACUGAUGACAAUGAGCCGGAUGAUUCUGAGGUGGCACCAAAGACAUUGGUCCAAGGCAAGCUUCCAUUUGUGACAGCAUUAGCCUAUCGGUCACCAACUGUGCCUCUGAAGCGCAAAAGCUUAGAUAUAUCUGAGGGAUUCUCAGAUUCUUCGUCAAGCGAUGUGCACAGAUAUGUACCGCGUAUGCGCCUCUCGCAUGCGCAUCCUGAUCCUUCUACACCCAGCCCACCGCCAACCGUAAAACAAUCUCAGAUUAGUGUGGUGAUCCCAUCACCAACAUCGAAGCAAAAACGGGAAAUUGCGCUUGCGCAAUCCGUCUCGAAUGUGAAUGGAAUGGACGUCAACAUAUUUCCUACAACUGAUGAAGAGGAAAGAGUGACUAAAGCUGCAUACCCUACCAAGGGUCGUGUUGAGCGUCGUUCUAUCCCUUUGUCAUUCAAAUCAAGCUCGGUUCUUAAUCUACCAUCCCCUUCGAAAACAGACCACCUUGCAAAGCUCCGCCACACUCUUGACGAGAAGCUAAAGCGCAUCGAUGGGCCUAUGGUCACUCCGACAGUGGAUUCCCCACAGCGUCUUGCUAAACUAGCUGAUAAUUUUGAAUUCGUCAAUAGUUAUCAGUAUCGCGCGGGUGUUGAACGAAUUCCCGAUGACUCUGAUUUCAACAUUGGCUGUGCUUGCAGUGAAAAUGAUGGAUGUGACCGUUUCGAGUGCGAUUGUCUGAGUAAGGAAGAACAUUCGGAAGAUCGAAUCGUCCCAUAUGAAGUCUGCGAAAAAAAUCGUAAAUUGAUUGUGGCAACCAAAAGUUUCCUUAAUCGCAAGGCAAUUAUCUAUGAAUGCAACUCCCGUUGUGGUUGCAGUGGGAAACGAUGCUGGAAUCACGUCGUCCAGAAAGGACGAACUGUCAGAUUGGAAAUCUUUGACACUGGAUCUCGUGGCUUCGGUCUUCGGUCCCCCGAUCUGAUUCACCGCGGACAGUUUAUCGACCUCUACCUCGGUGAGGUCAUUACAAAGGCCGAAGCCGAUGAGCGUGAGAACCUUACCGAUGGUUCUCAUACGCAGUCAUACCUUUUCUCUUUGGAUUGGUAUGUGAAGGACGAUGACGAUGAGGAAGAAAACAUGAAAGUGAUCGACGGCCGCAAGUUUGGCUCAGCAACUCGGUUUAUGAAUCACUCAUGCAAUCCUAAUUGCAAGAUUGUCCCAGUUUGCACCACCAACCACGCCGAUGAAUACCUCUACAACCUUGCAUUUUUUGCAAACCGUGACAUCUCCCCUGGUACUGAGUUGACGUUCGAUUAUAACCAAGGCGAGGAGAACACAACGCCUCAAAAGAUUGACCCUGAGGCUGUGCAGUGCCUCUGUGGUGAGGUCAAGUGCCGUGGACAAUUAUGGCCAAAUAAGCGCAAAGGCCAGGGAUCUAGGCCUUAA